CAGGCUCCUGUCCCCUUGCCCUGAAAUCAAUCCCCGAAGCGCUCUCACCGCGUCAAAUCGACAGCUAGGGUUAGGGUUUUCCAGAUUUCAUUCUUCCGUCCACUGUUGUCGGUUUCAUCUCACGCGAUCGCGAAAUCUACGAUCUCAAGGAGACCAACAAGGAAAGAUGACGGGGAAGGCGAAGCCGAAGAAGCACACGGCCAAGGAAAUCGCGGCCAAGGUCGACGCGGCGACGACCAACAGAGGCGGCGGCAAGGCGGGGCUGGCCGAUCGGUCGGGGAAGGAGAAGGGCGGCCACGCCAAGCUGGAGUGCCCGCUCUGCAAGGUGACCGCGCCGGACAUGAAGUCGAUGCAGAUUCACCACGAUGCCAAGCACCCCAAGAUCCCCUUCGACGAGUCCAAGCUCGUCAAUCUCCACGCCUCCCUUGUCGGCGAUACCUCCAACUCCACCUCCAACUCCACCUCCAACUCCAACUCCAACUCCAACUCCAAGCCGCGCCCCGGCAUCCGCGGCAGCUUCAAGAAGUGAAACUGUGGCCCCUAAUCCCGCUUGGGUAAUUACCAGAGUACUAUCCAUCAAUAAACCCUGGCCCCUCUUUCUAGAUCUCCGUGUUUCUUGUCUUGUCUUGUCUUGUCUUGGGCUGUGGUUUAUGGUUAUGAUAAGCACGUUCUGAGAGUUGAAUUUUCUGUUACUAUCUUCUUCAUCUUAGCUUUGUGAUAAUGGUGGCAGUUCUAUAUUCUCCUUUUGAUAACCGUGGUGCUUAUGUAUAAAUAUAAAUAUAUAUAAUAUCCGACUCAUAUUUCGGACGA
Messenger RNA from Diospyros lotus (date-plum), 810 nucleotides. RefSeq names its product protein METHYLENE BLUE SENSITIVITY 1-like. Lineage: Eukaryota; Viridiplantae; Streptophyta; Magnoliopsida; Ericales; Ebenaceae. The coding region runs from base 167 to 529 and encodes 120 amino acids. The transcript has a single exon. The record is from RefSeq and is a predicted model, not a curated record.